UGACUCUUGUCUUCCACCAUCACCAGCACCGACAGCUACUUGUAUCUUUGGGCUUUUACGAUUCAGAACUACUGCGAUGGCUGACGUUGACGUCGAUAUGGAACCCCCGGUGAAGAAGGAGAAGAAUGAAGACAAGAAUGGUAAGCAACGAUUUGAAGUGAAGAAGUGGAAUGCUGUGUCACUGUGGGCAUGGGAUAUCGUCGUCGAGAACUGUGCUAUCUGCAGAAAUCAUAUCAUGGAUCUUUGCAUUGAAUGUCAGGCCAAUCAAGUAUCUUCCACUACAGAGGAAUGCACUGCGGCCUGGGGUAUCUGUAACCAUGCUUUCCAUUUCCACUGCAUUUCGCGGUGGUUGAAAACUAGGAACGUCUGUCCUCUGGACAACAGAGAAUGGGAAUUGCAAAGAUAUGGCCGAUAAACUAUAUACUCAUCGAUUACGUUGUACAAUCAUACCAUACAGAUGUUUCUUUUUUUAUGUCAUUGAACGAUGAUACAACGACAGCGAAGAACGGCCAACUUCGGUCACAGGCAACUUGUUCAUGCGAGGCACGUCAAAUUGAAGUUGUUAUUGAUUGCCACGACGCCCAAUGUCCGAAUGCUCUCCACUGGUUGAAUUUCAUACAACAUCGAAGUUGAUUUGAGACGUAGUUAUAUUGGCAAUCGUAUAGAUAUAUUCUAUUUGGGGGCGUGUUGUACAUUACAAGCAAGAG
Messenger RNA from Guyanagaster necrorhizus, 707 nucleotides. RefSeq names its product RING/U-box. Bases 77 to 415 code for a protein of 112 amino acids. Lineage: Eukaryota; Fungi; Basidiomycota; Agaricomycetes; Agaricales; Physalacriaceae. The record is from RefSeq and is a predicted model, not a curated record. Gene Ontology annotation, molecular function: zinc ion binding. The transcript has 6 exons.